Pocillopora meandrina is the source of this 339-nucleotide messenger RNA. The record is from the annotation of a GenBank genome assembly. Lineage: Eukaryota; Metazoa; Cnidaria; Anthozoa; Scleractinia; Pocilloporidae.
AUGCUUAUAACUGCACAAGACAUGACACUACUGGAUUUUCACCAUUUUUUCCUGAUGUUUGGCUGUUCUCUGAGAUUACUGGUCAACUUGUUAUUUGACCUGGGUGGCAACCUUAAACAAGGUAAUUACCAGAAUUAUGUUGAGACAUGGCAAACAGAUACGAGACAGGCAUAUGAUGUAGCAUCGAGGAGUAUCCAGCAAUUGUUAGCCAGGGGUAGAGGAUAUUAUGUCAGGAAGGCUUCUGCUGCAGUCCUACUUCCUGGUUAUUGCGUACCUGUUGGAAACCUUUCAGGAAGGGAAGCACCCGGAAAGCUUUGUUCACACUUGGAAGAGGAAAUA